This is a messenger RNA of Salvia splendens (bonfire salvia), 2618 nucleotides long. RefSeq names its product P-loop NTPase domain-containing protein LPA1 homolog 1-like. The record is from RefSeq and is a predicted model, not a curated record. The coding region runs from base 284 to 2419 and encodes 711 amino acids. The transcript is spliced from 8 exons. Lineage: Eukaryota; Viridiplantae; Streptophyta; Magnoliopsida; Lamiales; Lamiaceae.
CUCAAUCUGUCUCUUCUACACUACGCGCCGGACUACAUUCAGCGGAGCGGCAGACGAAUUCGGUGGCGUCGUCUUUGCCGUGAUGCGUGGCAGCUGCUGGCGGUGCAAAUGUCUCGAUUGCCUCGGGAACCAUGCUAUUGCUCUUCUUCUUCUUCUCCUCCUCCUCCUCUCUUGAUCCUCUACCUUCCUAUUUUCUCGUCAGAUCGUUACGACAUCGACUUAUAGAACCCUAAACCGGACACCGGAAUUUCUCCUCUCAAUUCGUUCUGUGCAGGUUUCGAAAAUGGUGGCGGCGGAGGGAGUGGCCAAGCUUCUGUACAUAGUGGUACUGGAGGAUGACGCGGGAACGGCGGAGGGAGAGAAGAGUGGUCCGCCGUCAUUCCGCUACACGCGUUCGGUUCUCCAAACCACUUUGCAGCUGAUGGGUUGUAAGGCUCGUCAUGCCUUUAAGAUUAGCCAAAGGGUACUUGAAAUGCUCAGAAGUGAGACAUUUGUGGACAAAUUGGCUCCUGAAUGUAUAGAAGUGUCACCAGCACGGGGUGUCAAAGUACAUCCUCAUGGUGAUUCUGAAUUUUGUGUCCAUGCAUGCUCGGACAAAGGAGAUGAUCAUACAAUGAUACCGGAGGAAGAUAAAAGCAAAAGCAACAACAAGCCAUUCGAGUUAUACAAAAGACGCACAACAAUUGUUGUCAGAAGGAAAGUAUUUCUGGAUGUUGUUUGUGAAGCUCUAACAGAAUACAAGUAUAUGGGGCCAAACCAGAGGGCUGAUCUAGUUUUAGCUUGCAGAAUCAGAGAGAGAAAGGAAUCUGUGACUGUAUUACUCUGUGGCACAAGCGGCUGCGGAAAAUCUACAUUAUCUGCCUUGCUGGGAAGCAGGCUGGGUAUCACAACUGUUUUAUCUACGGACUCAAUUCGGCAUAUGAUGAGAAGUUUUGUUGAUGAAGAACAAAACCCUUUGCUCUGGACUUCAACUUACCUUGCUGGUGAAUAUUUAGAUCCAGUUGCAGUUGCAGAGGCUAAGGCCAAAAAGAAAGCAAAAAAGACAGCUGGUAUUUCUACUGCCUCACUGAUAAAGGAUGAAGUUCCCAGUAAUUCUUCAACUGGAAAAUCUGAUGGAAGUACAACCACUUGCGAUUUGAUUAGUCCAAAGCGGAUGGCAAUCGAAGGUUUCAAAGCACAAAGUGAGAUGGUUAUUGAUAGCCUUGACCGGUUGAUAACUGCUUGGGAAGAAAGAAAAGAAUCUGUUGUGGUUGAAGGGGUUCACCUGAGUCUCAAUUUUGUGAUGGGGCUCAUGAAGAAACAUCCUUCUGUUAUACCAUUCAUGAUUUACAUUGCAAAUGAAGAGAAGCACUUGGAAAGGUUUGCUGUCCGUGCUAAAUACAUGACUUUAGACCCUGCUAGAAACAAGUAUGUUAAAUAUAUCCGGAACAUAAGAACAAUCCAGGAAUACCUCUGCAACCGAGCAGAUAAGCACUUGGUCCCAAAGAUAAACAACACUAAUGUUGAUAAAAGUGUGGCAUCCAUUCACGCAACGGUCUUCAGCUGCUUGAGAAGGCGUGAGGCAGGUGAGCAUCUUUACGAUCCGAUCACAAACAAAGUUGUCGUUAUCGACGAGGAGUACAGAAAUCAGUGUGCUGCCAAUUCAUUGAGCUCCAAGGGAAUGUUUCAGUUGAUCCAGAGGCAAGGUUCCACACGACAGUUGAUGGCACUUCUGAAUGAUGAUGGCUCUGUGGCCAAGGCAUGGCCAGUUGACAUCCCAGUUAAUAAUGGCAUGAAGAUUGCAAGCUAUCCUGCAUGGAAUGGAAUCGGAACGCCUAUGUAUGGACCCUUGCAGAUUGGUAAAUCAGAGCCUGUCAACCUUCAGUUUGGUCACUUUGGUAUUAGUGCUUGGCCUGGUGAUACUGGGGGCACAAGCCAUGCCAGCAGUGUGGAUGAGUCCAAGGGUGAGCUCACCGACACUGGUAGCAGAUACUUGUCGUCUUGCUGCAGCUCACCAAGAAAUUCUGAUGGCCCUGCAUUGCCAAAGAGGGAAGAACUCUCCGUGCAUGGUAGUGAUGAAGAGGUCGAUGAGCCACCUGAAGUUGACAGUGAUGAGGAUCUUAGUGAUGGAGAGAAGCAACCCCACGAAGAGUUGGAAGGCUCUGUGGACGAAGGAUCCACCAAGUCAGAUGAGGAGUAUGACGACCUUGCGAUGCAAGAAAAUGGCUAUAUGUCCGAUGAUGAUGAAGAGCUGAACAAUAAAAUGAAGUCCAAUGAUAUUUCGAAAGAGGAAACACAUGAAACACAAAAGACGGACGUUUUUGAGAGAGCCAAAAGUGAGCCUUUGUCGGAUUCAGUGAUGCGUGCUUUGCUGCCUUUUAGAGAGAGAAAAGCUGCUAGCGUGAGAUUAAGAAAGCGUGCUCAGAGCAUAAAUCGUUGAUAGUUGGUGUCUUUCAGUUCUUUGUUAAUCUUCCAGACUCUUCAGAAACUACUACUAAUGUUGGCAUCUGUUUUUUUUUUUAAUAUUCUUUUACUAGUCUGUUUCUUCUGCUAUCUUACAACUGACUUGAAUUUUCGAUGCAAUUGAGAUUUGAGAAGACACACAUAGUGUAAUCUCUUCUUCAAUAUAAAUUGGAGUA